CCACAAGUUGCGAACUCAUGACACAAGCACAACUCCACCCCUCUCUAGAACUCUUGCUUGCUUGCUUGGCCUGUCCGUUUCUCUCUCUCUCUACUGCGUGUUCCUCUCUCAUCGCAUCAACAAGGAGAGCAAGAGAUAGAGAGAGAUGUCGAUGAGCUUCCUGAGCAUGGUGGAGACGGAGCUGCCGCCGGGGUUCCGGUUCCACCCGAGAGACGACGAGCUCAUCUGCGACUACCUCGCGCCCAAGGUCACCGGCAAGGUCGGCUUCUCCGGCCGCCGCCCGCCCAUGGUCGACGUCGACCUCAACAAGGUCGAGCCAUGGGACCUCCCCGUGACUGCAUCGGUGGGUGGCAAGGAGUGGUAUUUCUAUAGCCUAAAGGAUCGGAAAUAUGCGACGGGGCAGCGCACAAACCGAGCUACUGUGUCAGGGUACUGGAAGGCAACCGGGAAGGAUAGGGUGGUGGCACGACGUGGUGCGCUAGUGGGGAUGAGGAAGACAUUGGUGUUCUACCAAGGGAGGGCCCCUAAGGGGAGGAAGACGGAGUGGGUGAUGCACGAAUACAGGUUGGAGGGUGCGCAUGAGCAAGCUUCCAAGGUAAUAAGCUGCCGCUAAAACCCUAGAUCAUGCAUGAAACAAAUGAACAUAUCAUAUGUAAUGUUCAGUGAGUAGCGGUGUGCAAAGCCAUCGAUUGAUUUAUUUAUUUUCUGUUAUGCAAAACAUAUUCAUCUGCAUAGCUAUGACCUAGGUAGGUACAAAUUGGGUGGGCACAACCAAUCGUAUAGGAGAUUUUUUGCAGUGUAUAAGCUUGUAUUUAAUAGUUGUUUUCAAGUUUGACGUACUGUACACAUGAGAUGGACUUCUUGACCUGUCACUUUCUGUUCAUUUAUUUAUAUUAAAAAGAAAAGAAAAAAACCAUCUACUUAUUGGUUGCUACUUGCCAAUUAAUUUUCUAGGGGGACUGGUCAUUUUCAUCCACCGGUUUUGUUGCGGUAGACGUCCUAUUUAAUAAGGACUAAUUUGUUCUAAUUUUUAAAAUAAAUAAAAGGACAAUGGUGGACUGAUCUUAACAUGUAGUAUAGGUUAGCUGUUAUGGAUAAUGACAACUUAUACCAACUACUUGAAGUACCAUUUUCUUUCGUCUCAAAUAGUUCAAUGAUUUUUAUUGUUCAAAUAGUUCAAUGAAGUUCAUAUUAAACAUUGUUUAAAAAGAUAGUAGAAGCACUAAACUUUCUUGGUGUUAUGAUUUUUAUUGCGAUUUAGCAUAAAAGCAGACACACCACCACAUGGAUGCAGUCGCACAGAGGCGCUCCUCUAAAACACACUUACAACUGAUAGAGACCGGGAAUAAAUAUACGGUUCUGACAAAGUUCUUAAUGAAUUUCAUAUGUAAACUUGUGGUGACUUUGGAAACAAGUUGGUCAUCUAUAAUCUAGGAUAGUGGAGUAGACUAGUUAGAUUCUUAGCAAGCUUUCUCGCAAAAAAAAAGAAGAUUCUUAGCAAGCUGCAAAUAGGUAAACUUAUCCAAUCCAAAACAAAAAGAGGUGAUCAAACAAAGUAACCAAAAUGUAAAAGGUAAAACUUAUCCAAUUUUCCAAAAGAAAAGGAAAAAUUCUUGGUUGGAUGCAUGAACCAAUUAGGGUUACAUAGGAUGGUCCUGUCCACAUCACUUCACUGUGACAAGUGAUGCACUCAAGAGCAAGUACAGUGACAGUGAUCACCAAGAUCUCAUUCACAUCACCUUGUAAGACUGCACCUACCAUUGAACUACUGACCAAUCAAUGCUCUCUUCUUGAUCCUCCAUGUGUUU
Messenger RNA from Triticum urartu, 1808 nucleotides. Lineage: Eukaryota; Viridiplantae; Streptophyta; Magnoliopsida; Poales; Poaceae. The record is from RefSeq and is a predicted model, not a curated record.